Molecule: messenger RNA, 2100 nt
Organism: Chlorocebus sabaeus (green monkey)
Lineage: Eukaryota; Metazoa; Chordata; Mammalia; Primates; Cercopithecidae
Source: RefSeq, a predicted model, not a curated record
GGAGCUGGGAGUGGCGAGCGGUGAGGACGCGGGUUGUGUGACGAUCACCGAUAAUUAGUUGGUGGUUAACGCGCAAGUAGAAAAAAGAGCUCGCCCCAGGCUGCCAGCAGAAAAGAGCCACCGUGGCACGUGCCCCGGGGAGUGCCGCGGUGGCCGAGUUUGCACGGAGAGCCGGACACCGCCUGGGGAGCCGCGCUAGUAGCCUGGGGGCGGGACGCGGCGGCCGCUCCCUCCGCCCCCUAGUAGCUACCACAGCCUGGCUGCGCCCCAGCCCAGUAGCUCAGACGCGACUGCAUCCCCGCGACCGUAGAGGCUGCAGAGAGCUAGAACCCGAGUCGCAGCUCCGGGCCGCAGAGCGCUGGGCGAGCGCGAGCGCCAGGGCACCGGCAGGGCGGGCAGCUGCGCUCUCGGCUGGAGUCAUGCUAUACUGAAAAGACACUCGAUCAAGAGAACUCUGGGAGAAGCAGGAAACCCUGUGCCAGGGACAGGAAAGAUAGGACACCUGUGCCACAGGCCACCAUGGAUCUGCACCUCAAUGCCCUUCGGAGUCAUGAGAGCGCAAGCAACAGCAGCUCAGGAAGCAGCAGCAGAGGAGACCAGAAAGGCUGAAGCUUCAGAGAUCACCUGCCAAACACAGACUGAACCUGACAGCAUGUCACACCAGGAUGUUGCUAUGAGGACAGAUUCAUCAAAAAUGACUGAUGUGGAGUCUGGGGUCGCCAAUUUUGCAUCUUCAGCAAGGGCAGGCCGCCGGAAUGCAUUACCAGACAUCCAGAGUUCAGCUGCCACAGAUGGAACUUCAGAUUUACCCCUCAAACUGGAGGCUCUCUCCGUGAAGGAAGAUGCAAAAGAGAAAGAUGAAGAAACAACACAAGACCAAUUGGAAAAGCCUCAAAAUGAAGAAAAAUGAAGGCUCAUAAUCUGUCAAGAGUGCUGAAUUUCUGCAUGUUGAAAGACUUAGUGGUUCUGUUUUCCUGAGACAUUUAAUCUGGUGGUAACUGUGGUAACAUUGCAACCCUAAGCAGCAUGUGUAUAUUAGAUAAUUGUGUUGUGAUGCUACUCACUUUGAUUGCAAUGAUGAUGUCCAAUCUAAGCUAUUAAAAGGCAGGUCACUUCCAAAUCGCACCGAAGGAAAAGGUUAAAAAUAAUACAUGAUCACAGAAAUGCAUACCAAUUGUCUGUAAGCCCAACAAAAUUCACUAUUCUCUUUUGGAUUUACUUAGCCUGAUGUAUUUUUAAUUCAAUUUUUAUGGUAAUGAGCAAAUCGUUUCUUGGUAAAUGUAAAUCAAACACCAUUGAUUUAAAACUUCAUGGAAUUUGUAGAAAAUUAUGGACUUUUUUUUUUUUUUUUGGUGAGAAAGAACAAUCGUCAAAACUCACAUGGAUAGCGUUUGUUUUUAGCCAAAAAUGCCCCAGAUUUUUUCCCAAACCUCAAAAACGAUUUGGAAAAACUGUAAAAGUUUGAUAACAGAAAUAUCUUUAGGAUAUUUUUGCCUGACAUAUUUUGCUUCUAGUAUGUGCCUACUGUGAUUUUUUUCAUGUGGAAAAUGCAAAAUUUGUAACAAAAUGGUUAUAUGGAACAUGCCUAUUAAAUGAGUUUUACUAUCUUCCUUAACUUUGGUAUGUGUAUGUGUGUGUGCGUUUUACUUUAAUAUGAAUUAUACAAAAUACUAGUGGUUUUACACUCUCUUUUCUUAUUCUUAGGGCUUUUGUGUAUGUCUGAUUUGUUUUUAAAUACCUUCCUCAGGAAUGCAGAUCUUAAUUUUUAUAUUUUUUUAAAGUAGCUAACAUAGCAGUAGGCACUUAAGCAUUUAGUCAAUGAUGCUGGUAUAAAUAGUAAAAUACAUCCUUUAAACAUAUGUAUCUAAACAUAUAUUUUAAAAGGAGCAAAAAUAAAACCAAAGUGUUAGUAAAUUCUGUUUUAUUAGACAUUUUAGAAAAAUAAUAGAAUUCUGAAGUUUUAAAAAUGUCAGUGAUUAAUUUAUUUUCAUUUUCAGAAAUAUAUGCAUGCAGUUAUAUUUUAUUUUAUUGUUGACUUAGGCCACAUCUGUAUACAGUAACCGAAUAAACUCUUUUGCUGCUAAAGAGAUUUGUUACUGA